Molecule: messenger RNA, 1821 nt
Organism: Penicillium samsonianum
Lineage: Eukaryota; Fungi; Ascomycota; Eurotiomycetes; Eurotiales; Aspergillaceae
Product: putative C6 transcription factor (AmyR)
Exons: 3
Coding region: 1-1821 (606 amino acids)
Biological process (GO): regulation of DNA-templated transcription; DNA-templated transcription
Molecular function (GO): DNA binding; DNA-binding transcription factor activity, RNA polymerase II-specific; zinc ion binding
Source: RefSeq, a predicted model, not a curated record
AUGUCCACCAAACAAUCCAAGCCAAAACAAGCAUGCGACAACUGUCGCCGCCGCAAAAUAAAAUGUUCCCGUGAACUACCAUGCGACAAAUGCCAACGGCUACUUCUCUCUUGCUCCUACAGCGACGUCCUCCGUCGCAAGGGCCCCAAAUUCCGCACCCUGUAUCCUCUAGCCCCGAUCCACCCUUUUUCAUCCCGACAAGACCCUCCAGAGAAUAUGUAUCCCGAGGACGCCGGCACCGGCGAGAUUUCGGACUACCAAUUCAACUCGCCCAUCUCGCCGGGAUUUAUAAUCGCAGACUCGCAGUUCGCAGGCCAAGACUUCUCGGAUACUUUUCCCCACCUGCCGCCCCCGGAACUCGUCUCGUCUCCGGGCUCCACAGACUCAACCGUCGAAUCCGCCAUUGGUUAUGGCUAUGGAUAUGCGAGGCCGGCCGCCCGCCGUCUCUCGCCGCAGAUUCUGCUCGUCCAUGUCAAUAUCUACCUCAAGUACUUGUUCCCGAUUAUGCCGGUGGUCCGCGCGGACCAGCUCCGGCUCGAUUGCCAUCAGCCCGGGCAACUGUCUGCGCAGCGGUAUGCGCUUUUAGCAUCACUGUGUGCGGCUACGCAUAUCCAGUUGAAGUUGGAUGGGGCCACGCCUGUGCCGGAUCCUGCGCGUUUGCAGAAUUUUGGGGAUGAACACUCCUUGAUGUCUGGGGAAGAGCUCCUUUCGGAGGCCGUGCGGGCGCGGCGAGAUUGUGAUAUUUUGGAAGAACUUAGUACGGAGUCGCUUUUGACUUCGUUCUUUUUGUUUGCCUCAUAUGGAAAUCUUGAUCGUCAGGAUCAGGCUUGGUUCUUUUUGUGCCAGGCUACCUCGUUUGCAUUUACGCUUGGGUUGCAUCGCGAGUCAACGUAUGCAGAGUAUGAGGCUGAAGAAGCGGAGGAAAGACGGCGUGUGUUCUGGCUUUUGUUUAUCACAGAGAGAGGUUAUUCUCUCCAGCAAGCGAAGCCGGUUAUGCUGCGCAGCUCUAUUCACAAGCCUCAGGUCCUUUCCUCGGAAGAUCCUAUCCUGGCUUAUGGAUUCAUCAACCUGAUCAACAUCUUUGAGAAUCUCACCCCGAACCUUUAUGAUUGGAUUUCCGCCGGUGGCGGAGAUGGUAUCUUGGAAAGGCCACCAACCUCUGCCAUCCAAUCCAGCCUGUGCAAGGCUAUUUCCCUAGAGGGAGUCCUUGAGAUUCAGCAGGUUGAUAUAUUGAUCACGCAACAGUGGCUGCAGGCGAUGAUGUGGAAACUGUCUAUGAGCCAUGCCACACAACCCGGUUCGUGCGAUGACGCAGUUUUGCCAUUUCACCUACCAGUGGUGGUGGGUAAAUCCGUGAUGAGUGUGAUUGGUGCUGCAUCACAGGGGGCUGUUGAUGCGCAUGGGAUUGGAAUGGAACAAAAACUCUUUGAUCUAGGAUCCUCCGUCGCCGAUGUGACGAGAUCUCUUGGACCAAAAGCCGUCCAUAGACUGGCUGAGUCGACUAUUGAUCCGAACGAGUUACUGUGGGGUAUACUUCACACGCUUUCUCAGAUUCGUGGCUCGCCCUCGUACCUCUUCCCUACAUUGCUGGAUCGAUGCAGAACCGUGCUUGGACUCGACUGCAAUAUCACCACGGGGAAUUUCCUUCCUAUACUCGGUGCUGCUGUGCCGGAUCAGUUGGCUUCGUGGUCUGGCCAGCAUGUCUGGGAUUACGCUGCCAGUGCCGAGGAUAAUGAGCUCCAUGAUGUCGACCAAGCCGAUUCAGCUCCUCAUCCGAAUGUGCCGCAGGAAUUGGGCUUCGAAGAUUGUCUCUUGGGAUGA